Penaeus vannamei (Pacific white shrimp) is the source of this 3509-nucleotide messenger RNA. RefSeq names its product WD repeat domain 79 (gene WDR79). Gene Ontology annotation, molecular function: RNA binding; protein binding. NCBI's taxonomy places the organism in Eukaryota, Metazoa, Arthropoda, Malacostraca, Decapoda, Penaeidae. Gene Ontology annotation, biological process: Cajal body organization. The record is from RefSeq and is a predicted model, not a curated record. Gene Ontology annotation, cellular component: Cajal body.
GUGAACGUUGGGCCGCUUGGAACGAAACGCCUUUUGUAAACAACGUUUGCUCGGCGAUACGAAGUUUGAACACCUUGCCAUCCGAUAAAUCCCCUUUUCAAGGUGUGAUAUCCAUUCUCGAAUAUGGAUGCUAACUUUGAAAGUGAUGAUGAAACAGUGAAUGGGAGAGAUUAUGACCUAGAAAGGCAUAAGGCACAUGUUCUGGCAGAAGUGGAUGCCAUUUUUGGCUUUAAGCAGAAAAGAAGUGAGGCAGCAGUAAACGAUGUUGAAGAAACAACAAAAGGAAAUGCAGAUAAAGUGUAUUACAGAGAACAACAGAGUAGUAAAUAUAAUGAAUAUGCACACAACAGAGAAAAAGAAGUACAAGACACUGGUUUCUCUGAACCCUACAUGAUACCCAAAGAUACCAGAUAUAUGAUGAGUCCGAAAGAGGCAGCAGAAUACAGUGAAAGAAGUGCCGAUAAUCAUGGAGAAAGAAAUGAACAGACAGAGAGGGACCAAACAGAAUCACAUUCCGGGGAGAGUUGCCAGUUAUACACCCCUGCGGAAGCAAGUGAAAGAGUGAAUGAUGUGCCAAUGGAAACGGAAAACGUGCACUAUCGGCAGCUAAUGAAAUUUGACUUUGAGUCUCCUGUUGAAACCCUGGAUUAUAAAAAGUGUUUUCAGGAAAUGGAAGAUAAUUACACAAAAGGAUGUAAAUGGUCUCCUGAUGGCUCAUGCUUGUUGGUCGGAAGUGUGGACAAGAAGCUGCGCCUCUUCAACCUUCCAAAUCCAGUGGCAAUGGGACAAUGUUUAGAUGAAUCUUGGCAAGCAGAAAGUGAACGAUACAACCUACCAGCUGUUACAGUCCGGGAAAGAGAACUCAUCUAUGAUUAUGCGUGGUAUCCUCACAUGCGCUCAGAUAAUCCUCAAUCUUGCUGUUUUGCAGUGACUUGUCGUGAUCAGCCAGUCCACCUGUGGGAUGCCUGGAAUGGAAAUCUUGUCUGCAGUUAUCAGUCCUAUGAUCACUUGGAUCAGUUGGUUGCAGCAAAGAGUGUCGGAUUCAGUUUGGAUGGAUCCAUGCUUCUCUGUGGCUUCAAGAAAACCAUCCGAAUAUUCCACACAAGUCGACCUGGCAGAACUUUUGAAACCAUUGAUGCUAAAGGUCAGCCGGGAAUUAUAUCAUGUAUGGCCUUUAACCCACGACUGCCAAACAUCUUUGUUGCUGGGAGCUACCUUGGCAAUUUAGGGUUUUACAACACUAGAAGGAACAAUCUUUUCUGUCGACUAGAUGGAUGCACAGGAGGCGUUACACAGGUUGCUUUCUCGUCUUGUGGAAUAAAAUUGUUUACUGGAACACGAAAGGAUGAUGAAAUUCUUUGCUGGGACAUAAGGAAGUUGGGGACUAUUCUGUAUAGUUUGAAGAGGGAGAUCAGCACAAACCAACGAAUCUACUUUGAUUUAGAGCCAGAACUUUGCAGAUACCUUGUGUCUGGAGACACAAGAGGCAAGGUACUGAAAUGGGAUUUAGAUCAGCAAGGAGUAACAGAAUGUGGUGAUAGUGUGCCAGUUCUGCAACCUAGCGCAUCUUUUCCGGCUCAUAAAGACUGCUGUAAUGGAAUAAGCCUACAUCCUUACAAUGCCAUCUUAGCAACCAGCUCUGGCCAGAGGCACUUCCCAGAGCCAGUGGAAAGUGACUCCAGUUCUGAUGAGAGUGUGUCGAAGCCCAUGUUUUCCAAGAAGAAAAUCACACAAGAAAACACUGUGAAAUUAUGGUGGCUUGGAGGACGAAGCUAAAUCAUUCCAAUUGCCAAUGAUAUAAUUUAGCUAUUUGUAAAGCUGGACUUUAACAAAGAAAAGAUGCUUUUUGUUUAUGGAACUUUGAAGAAAGUUUCUGAACUUCUACUCUUUUUUUUACCUGAAAAUAUGAAAAUGGCCCAAAAAAUAACAGGGAAUGAUUACAUUUGCCUUGUUCCAUAUUUUAUUUUAUGGGGAAUAAAAUAUUUCAAACCCAAUAUUAAUAUAAUUAUCCAUUAGGUCUAGUUUAUCAAAAUUAUGUGAUAUUUGUAAAAGUGAUCUAAUUGAAAUGAGGAAUUUGUAUUUUAUUAAUAUUCACAAUGUGUGGUACUGUAGCGUAGAACCUGGGCAAAGUAUAACCCAGAUUCCACUACAAAAACCCAGCCAAAGUUGCUGAGCUCCUUUCCAGUUCCCCAGCCUCCUAUUUAAUUUACAUUAUAAAUACAUUCCCCUGCCCAGACACGGACAAGCUGGCUUCAAAAUGCUGUGACAGCAUAAUAUUUUCUAAGACAAUCAUGAGCUAUAGGUCAAGGGGCAGCAAUCUAUGCUCCACAGACUGAAUCCAGCCUGCCAUGUGCAAUAAUUUGUCCCUCAGUAUUGUUGAGACCUUUAAGUGACAUCAAGAUUGUACAGAUUGAUGAAUGUAUUCUUAUGAAAUAUUACUUCUUAAAAGAAACAGUAUGUUUGCUUCUACUUCUAUUAUUUUUGCAAAAGUUUAUCACCAUUGGCAUAUAUAGUUUCAUAUAAAUAAUCUAUAAUCAAAUCAAAGGUAUUGAUGUUCUUUUCUUUUUUAUCAUAUGAUGAGGAUAAAACUUGUCCACUCUUUUAAAAUAUUACCUUAAUAUGUUCACCAAUACAUUCCACAGGAUUUAAUAAAAGGAUUUUUUUUUCUUAAUAAUACAUGCAUUCAUUUCAGUUCUUGACACUUGGAAACAGAUCAUGAUAAUUUCUAACAUAAAAAUUUAUAUUUACAUAUGUACACAUUGCACAAGCGACAACUUUUUACAAAAUAGACUUCUUGUCCUUACUUACAUCCACACACCCUUACAUACAUUAUUUCAGUCUCAUCUUAUCACUUAUUCUUCUUUGCCUCUGCUAUUUCAUUAAACUGACUUCCAAUAUUUUGUAUAUCCUCAUCCUCUUUCGGUAUAAAUGUUUUAAUUUGUGCCAUCUGGAUAACGUUAUGCACAGCUCCCUGGGGGUCAUCUUUGUAAAUCAUGAAGUGUCCUUGUACGGCUGCUGCACUCACCGACACUCCCAAAUUCUUCACAGCCUGAAACAGUAAUUGUGGUCAGUAAUUGUGGUAAUUAAGACUCUUGAUGCCAGGCAGAAAGGCCAAGAUCACCACAGCAUAUUUAAAGGGUACCGAGGGAAAGGGGUAUCCUAAUUAUUAUAAAAGAAAUAACGGAUUUCUUUUUUAUAUUUCUAAUAAAAUUACAUAAAAUUUGCAAUGUUUGUACAUUAAUCUGUUAGGACUAAUGUAUUAAUCUUAUAAUUCUUAUUUCAAAUGCAAGAACAACAGUUUCACACACAAUAAGCGAGAAUGUAAUGUAAUGAAUGUUAAUAAAGUAAUAAAAAUAUGGAACAAUUCCCUUAAAUCUUGAAUACCAAAAGACCUUAAGUAAUAUCAUUUAUACAGAAUUUAAAUAACUGUCAAGUUUAUUCUGAAAUGUAUACAGAUACCUUCGAAAAAUGUUAAGUAUGAGAAAAUACAAUGAGUUUUCAACUUUCAA